Messenger RNA from Oldenlandia corymbosa var. corymbosa, 2601 nucleotides. The record is from the annotation of a GenBank genome assembly. NCBI's taxonomy places the organism in Eukaryota, Viridiplantae, Streptophyta, Magnoliopsida, Gentianales, Rubiaceae.
ACACACAGUCACACAGUGACACAGACACAGCCACACGGUUUGACCCAUUUUAAUUAAUGCCAUGCAUUAAAAGAUUCUGGUUAGCCUUUUCUUGUCCUUUUUAGCAAAGAAGACUCUGCAAACUGCAAAGAAAGAAAUUAAUUAAGAAACAAAUCUUCCACAGACUGAUUACAGAAAGAAAGAAGAUUAGAUUAUGAGCCGUUCUUGUUGUACAAAAGUUAGUACUACUAAAUUACUACUGUCUAAUUGUCAAAAACUGCUAAAACCCAAUAUUUUUCUCAGGCUUAAAGACAAUGGGUCCAGCUGUAAGCUUCAGUUUAGUCACAAGUCUGUUUUAGAGAGACAAAAAAUGUGUUAGAAAAUUUUUUUGUUUGGAGGUUUGGCAGUGAUACACAGAGAGAAAGGGUAACCCAAAAAGCUCUUCUUUUGUGGGCUUUCGGUUUUGGGUGUCUCAGAAAAGUGGAUUUGAUUUGUUCUUAUUUUCUGGCCUUUUUCUGUUGAGUUUAUCUUGUAGUUGAUUCGUUUUGUUCUUUGUCUUCAAUCCCUGUUUUGGAUCGGAUUUGAAGAUUUGUGAGCUGGGUUUGGCCUUUGAUCUCUGUAUUUGGAGAGGGAUUAUUCAUUUUGGUUUUUGUUUCUGGUUCUUGAUUCUUGAUUAGAUUUUACAUGUGAUACUGUUUAUCUUGGAAUGGACCAAACAAUUGAGAGGUCCCCAAACGCAAACAGAGGCUUCCGAGUUCAAGCUCCACUGGUUGAUUCUGUAUCAUGCUAUUGCAAGGUUGAUGCUGGCUUAAAAACAGUUGCUGGGGCAAGGAAAUUCGUUCCAGGUUCCAAACUUUGCAUUCAACCUGAUAUUAAUCCGCGGGCACACAAGACUAGGAAUUCUCGCAGGGAGAAAACUCGUGUACAGCCUCCCCUCAUUCCUGGACUUCCUGAUGAUCUUGCCAUUGCCUGCUUGAUCCGAGUCCCUCGUGUUGAGCACAACAAGCUUCGUCUAGUUUGCAAAAGAUGGUACCGUCUUCUAGCUGGAAAUUUCUUUUACUCUCUGAGGAAAAGUCUUGGAAUGGCAGAAGAGUGGGUCUAUGUAAUAAAAAGGGACCGUGAAGGACGGAUUUCAUGGCAUGCAUUUGAUCCGACCUACCAACUUUGGCAGCCACUUCCUCCUGUUCCAAUAGAGUACAGUGAAGCCCUUGGAUUUGGCUGUGCCGUUCUUAGUGGGUGUCACCUGUAUCUUUUUGGAGGGAGAGAUCCUCUAAAGGGUUCUAUGAGACGGGUAAUCUUUUAUAGUGCUCGGACAAAUAAAUGGCACAGGGCACCUGACAUGCUACGUAAGCGUCAUUUUUUUGGCUCUUGUGUUAUCAAUAAUUGUCUUUAUGUUGCUGGUGGUGAGUGUGAAGGAAUCCAAAGAACUCUUCGUUCAGCUGAAGUUUAUGACCCUAACAAGAAUCGGUGGAGUUUUGUUGCUGACAUGAGUACUGGAAUGGUCCCUUUUAUUAAUGUAGUUUAUGAUGGGAAGUGGUUCUUGAAGGGAUUGGGCGCUCACCGGGAGGUUUUGAGUGAAGCCUACAUCCCUGAAACCAAUACAUGGACUUCAGCCCAUGAUGGGAUGGUGCCUGGUUGGCGCAACCCAAGCAUCUCUAUGAAUGGAAAACUUUAUGCUCUAGAUUGCCGUGAUGGUUGCAAGCUUAGGGUUUAUGAUGAAUCUGCGAAUUCUUGGAUCAGAUUCAUGGACAGCAAGCUGCACCUAGGUAGUUCACGUGCUUUGGAGGCUGCUGCUCUUGUCUCCCUUAAUGGGAAGCUCUGUAUAAUUCGAAACAAUAUGAGCAUUAGCAUGGUUGAUGUCAUGAGUCCUGAUAAACGAGUAGAGAAUAAUCCUCAUCUAUGGGAAAACAUUGCAGGUAGAGGUCAUAUAAGAAAUUUGUUCACGAAUUUGUGGUCAAGUAUUGCUGGACGGACUGGUUUAAAGAGUCACAUUGUGCAUUGUCAGGUGCUUCAAGCAUGAGAAAGGCCUUCUAAUACUGGUACUGCCUAUCUUAUACGUAAUGAUUUUUCAGAAAAGCAGAUGCAGUUUGUCAAGGAAAGACUAUUCGUUGUAUUCUUUUCAAAUCAAAUCAUUGAUUCAACUUUCUUGAACUUUGUGGUGGUUAUACAUUUUUUUCGAAGAUGGAUCUGUCAUGAGUGUAAUGACCUGCAUCUUUGAAGGGAAUGGUGCUCACAUCCAGAAGAGUUCUUCCAUUUAUAUUCCCUACUUGUUUUUCUUGAAAAAGGAAUACGAAAGAGACUUCAUUUAUGACAUGGUGCAGAUUUCUUCAACUAGUUAUGAGGCCAUUUAUUUAGUUCAAUUAUGAGGUGGCGGAGCAGGUAGAUUUUUGACUUUGUACACAUUUUUCUUCUGGUUUGGAUAAGUGGGAGGAGUUAGUACAUGAUCUCAUGUUGUUUAGGUGAUAGAAUUGGAUGAUCCUUUGUGAAUAUUGAUAUUAGGUUGUCAAACUCUGAUGUUGUUUUACAUCACGUCUGUUAUAUGAAAUUUAUUUCCUUUUGGUGGACUGAAACUGCUGUUUUGCUUUCUUCCUCCUUUCCUAUUCUUUUGAAUUAAAAGUUUCU